Ceratina calcarata is the source of this 1813-nucleotide messenger RNA. RefSeq names its product odorant receptor 49b-like. Gene Ontology annotation, molecular function: olfactory receptor activity; odorant binding. Bases 239 to 1444 code for a protein of 401 amino acids. Gene Ontology annotation, cellular component: plasma membrane. The record is from RefSeq and is a predicted model, not a curated record. NCBI's taxonomy places the organism in Eukaryota, Metazoa, Arthropoda, Insecta, Hymenoptera, Apidae. Gene Ontology annotation, biological process: detection of chemical stimulus involved in sensory perception of smell; sensory perception of smell. The transcript has 6 exons.
UAUGACGUCGUGACAAUUAGAAGUGCAUAAUUUAUUCAUCGGCCGGUACGUAUACAUCAUCGCGCCUGUCUCCCCUGACGUGUGAAAUUCGCCACGAAGAGGCAGGUUUCCCUCACGGAAAUAAUUUGUUACAUCGAUAGCAUCAAAGGAAAAUGUUAAAGCGUCUUUGUGUGAAAGAGCAGAGGCCGAAUAUGUUCACUGACACUUCAAUUUGAUUUGCUACAAGGGACGAAUUGACAUGGAGAAGUCGUCUAACUCGGAAUUCAAAGACAUGUCCAUUUACUGGUCGGUUUUUUUCUUAAAGGCAGCAGGCAUGUGGCUGACGUCGGACGAUAAAGAGGAACGCCAUAGGAGAUACGUUUAUGCGCUCAGUGCCUUCGCGCUUAUAUACGGUAUCUAUGUGAACACCAUUGAUUGUUAUUACAGCUGGGGUGAUCUAAGCCAUUGCAUAUUCUUGAUUAAUAAUACACUGUGCAUUUUGCUUGGUAUAUACAAAAUAACAAUUUUAACUACUCAGAGAAUGGAGUUCAGGAAGAUUGUCCUAUACGCGCAGAAGAAUUUUUGGCACUCGAAUUACAGUGGAUACGAAAAGGAAGUUUUUGUGCAGUGUCAAAAAUUUUGCAAACUAUGGCUCGUAACUGUAAGCUUCCUUACACAAGCCAGCCUAGCGGGCUAUGCGAUUACCCCUAUCGUUUUGAAUAUAGGAAAGAACGAGUCAGACAGAGUACUUCCGUUCAAUAUGUGGUUGGACUUGCCGCUGUCACUGUCACCGUACUACGAAUUAGUAUUCAUCUUUCAGAUGUUGUGUGUGUAUCAAAUCGGGAUCGUCUAUAUCUGCAGCGACACGUUUUUGUGUAUAUUGAAUAUACACGUAAUUGGUCAACUCCGAAUUCUGCAAUAUAAAUUCUUGAAACUUCAGUCACCUACCAAAACGGACUUGAUCGACUGCGUGAACGAGGAUUACUUAAAGCUGAAGAAGUGCAUACGAGAUCACCAAGCGCUGAUUAAAUUCUGCGACAUGCUCGAAGGCGUUUUCUCGCUGCCGAUCCUUGGUCACAUGGUCGUCUUCAGCUUGCUUAUGUGCUUCGACACGUACGAGAUACUUCUGGCAGACGGACCCCUCGUGUCGCAGACUAUUUUCGUUUUCCAUAUGGUCGGUAGUUUUCUGCACAUAAUUUUAUUCACGUCCAGUUGCCAAGGACUGAUCGACGAAAGUACGAAUGUUAGCCUAGCGGCGUACUCAUCCUGGUGGAUGGAUUGUCCGAUGAACAAAGUCGGCAUAAUGCUGCGAAGAGAUAUUCUGAUAAUACUAUUGAGGACACGGAGACCGUGCUGUCUGACCGCUGGUGGAUAUUUCCCUGUGUCUUUGGAAACUUCUACUGCUCUGAUGAGUUCUACGAUGUCGUACUUUACGCUUAUGAGGGAGUCCUCGGCCAAGGAAUAGCAAGUCAAUCACACAAUAUAAUAGACAUAAGAUUUGCAUAUCGAUUUCACUACACUUACUGUUGUGAACAUUUUUAUAUUUAGGACACAAAAAUUUAAUAAACAUUCGACAAAUGACUGAUAAUAUUAUAUAGGUCUCGUUGCAUGUUAAUAGUAUCUGUAAUGUUCAAUGUUAAACGAUACAAACAUGAUUGUAGUCAAUACAAGUUGAAAGCAAUAAUCCAAAAAAAAUUAACAACUUUAUAAUCCACAUGCCACAUGUGGAUUAGGUCCUCAUGAAAAUAUUACAAUGCUAGUCUUAUUAGGUCGAAGUACAAUUAGCAGCAUAUCCUGCGUGCAGGAUGGACCAAAAAAUCGUUUCCGGUAUCCU